This is a messenger RNA of Aspergillus eucalypticola CBS 122712, 363 nucleotides long. RefSeq lists its product as uncharacterized. The record is from RefSeq and is a predicted model, not a curated record. NCBI's taxonomy places the organism in Eukaryota, Fungi, Ascomycota, Eurotiomycetes, Eurotiales, Aspergillaceae. The annotation marks the transcript as partial. The transcript has 2 exons. Gene Ontology annotation, biological process: regulation of cellular respiration.
AUACCCAAAUUUGACGAUCGAUUUGCACGUCAGAACCGCUGCGAGCCUCCACCAGAGUUUCCUCUGGCUUCGCCCUAUUCAGGCAUAGUUCACCAUCUUUCGGGUCCCCACAUUUACGCUCUUACUCAAAUCCAUCCGAAGACAUCAGGAUCGGUCGAUGGUGCGCCCCACGAGGGGGCUCCCACCUCCGUUCGCUUUCACUGCGCGCACGGGUUUGACACCCGAACACUCGCCGUCCGUGCCGAAGCGCGUUCCUCGGUCCAGGCUGGCCGCAUUGCACCCCUGGCUAUAAGGUACCCCGGAGGGUACUACAUUCCAGGGGCCUUUGACCGGCCGCCCAAACCGACGCUGGCCCGCCCACGG